AUGGCAACCGGAAAAUAUGAAAACUAUAAUAUUAUGGACCUAAACACAAAAGUCGAUGACACUCACACUGGCAGUGACACUCAAACCGCGGUGACGGGUACCGACGAUCAACCGGCACCGCAUGAGCACAACUACUAUUCGCUGAGCGACGUGGCGAAAUGGACGAAAAAGCUUUUGGACGCUAAAACACUCAAACAGAGCACCGUAACGGUGUUCGGCAUGCCGCGGCUUGUUCGGCCGCCGUUUCACGAAUACUAUUCUGUAAGCAGGUAUUACGGGCCGGCAAAAUGCGUUCCGCUCAUUUAUCGCGCAGAGGAAAUGUUUCCGAGCUCCGAAGGCAUUCCGCAGAUUUAA
This is a messenger RNA of Macrosiphum euphorbiae (potato aphid), 354 nucleotides long. Lineage: Eukaryota; Metazoa; Arthropoda; Insecta; Hemiptera; Aphididae. The record is from the annotation of a GenBank genome assembly.